GAGGCUGCAGGAACCCGAAGCAGAGCAUAGGCUGAUGAACGUAAAACUAAUACGCUUUUCUAUUGAUAUGCAUUAGACAAAUGUAUAACUGGAACAUCACAACCACGAUUUUAUGGACAAUAUUGCUUAAGAUGAGGAAGGCACACCAACCGGUGACUCACAGAUAGGAGGCUCCUUUGCUCCAGGUCUGCUCUCAACCUACCUGUGUCAACAAGAGACUACCAGGCAGUUAAGAGCAAUGAAACUUGUGAAGACAAAAUGAUCUCUUAGAAAAGCCUUCUGUGGGAAAUGAAAUCAGUGUCUUGAAGAGACAUCUGCACUCCCGUGUUCAUUGCAGCAUUAUUUACAAAAGCCAAAAUAGGAAAACAGCCUAAGUGUCCACUGAUGGAUGAAUGGAUGAAGAAAAUGUGAUAUAUACACAAUGGAACAUUAUUCAGCUAUAAAAAAAGAAAGAAAUUCUGCCACUUGUGACGACGCAGAUGAACGUGGAGGACAUUAUGAAUUAGCCGGUAUAGGAAUGAACGAGCAUGGAGAUUUGAAAUUGCACGGAUUGGAAGGAAGCUCAGAACAUCUUGGAAAAUGUAUACAAGUCAUGAAGACAUUGGGUAUGAUUUUGAAGAUGACCCCAAGGAUAAGAAGACACUUAAACCCCACCCAGACAUUGAUGGCGGAUGGGCUUGGAUGAUGGUCCUUUCCUCUUUCUUUGUGCACAUCCUCAUCAUGGGCUCCCAGAUGGCCCUGGGAGUCCUCAAUGUGGAGUGGCUUGAAGAAUUCCAUCAGAGCCGUGGCCUGACGGCGUGGGUCAGCUCCCUCAGCAUGGGCGUCACCUUGAUUGUGGGACCUUUCAUUGGCUUGUUCAUUAACACCUGUGGGUGCCGCCAGACCGCCAUCAUCGGAGGGCUGCUGAACUCGCUGGGCUGGGUGUUGAGUGCCUACGCUGCAAACGUGCAUUAUCUCUUCAUUACCUUCGGAGUGGCAGCCGGCUUUGGCAGCGGGAUGGCCUACUUGCCGGCCGUGGUCAUGGUGGGCAGGUACUUCCAGAAGAGGCGCGCGCUCGCCCAGGGCCUCAGCACCACCGGGACCGGGUUUGGCACAUUCCUCAUGACGGUUUUGCUCAAGUACCUGUGCGCAGAGUACGGAUGGCGGAAUGCCAUGUUCAUCCAAGGCGCGGUGUCCCUGAACCUGUGUGUUUGCGGGGCGCUCAUGAGGCCCCUCUCUCCUGGGACGGAUGGAGACGACCCAGAAGGGAAAGAGCCACACGUCCUCCCGGCUCACUCCACCGAAUCUGUUCGGUCCAGUGGACAGCUGGGCGGAGCGGAAGAGAAGGGGGGCGGCCCCGGCACCGAGGACUCCCUCGGGGACAUGCCAGCCCAGGCGUGCCACGAGAAGGCUGCACACAGAAAGGACAUGUGCGCCUUUCGGGUUCUGAAGACCGUGAGCCGGCUGACCAUGAGGGUCAGGAAGGGCUUCCGGGAUUGGUACUUGGGCUAUUUUGGGACAGCCUCGCUCUUUACUAAUCGGAUGUUUGUUGCCUUUAUUUUCUGGGCUCUGUUUGCAUACAGCAGCUUUGUCAUCCCUUUCAUUCACCUCCCAGAAAUAGUCAAUUUGUAUAAUUUAUCAGAGCAAAACGAUGUUUUCCCUCUGACUUCGAUCAUAGCAAUAGUUCAUAUCUUCGGAAAAGUGAUCCUCGGCGUUGUGGCCGACUUGCCUUGCAUCAGCGUUUGGAAUGUCUUCCUGAUGACCAACUUCACCCUAGUCCUCAGCAUUUUUAUUCUGCCCUUGAUGCACACGUACGCUGGCCUGGCAGUCAUCUGUGCACUGAUAGGGUUUUCCAGCGGUUAUUUCUCCCUGAUGCCGGUGGUGACUGAAGACUUGGUGGGGAUUGAGCACUUAGCCAACGCGUACGGCAUCAUCAUCUGUGCUAACGGCAUCUCUGCGUUGCUGGGACCACCUUUUGCAGGGUGGAUCUACGACAUCACACAAAAAUAUGAUUUUUCCUUUUAUAUAUGUGGUUUACUCUACAUGAAGAAACCCAAGGAGGAUUUUCGCUUUUACAAAAAGAAAAGGGGAACCACGUUCAGCGUUUGUUUUGCUGUGAACCUUUAUAGAGGCAGCUCGGCCGGAGCAGCAAGAGUGGCGCCGUCAGGCUCCUUCCGGGGAACCACAUUCUGCAAUUCAGCCUCAAGUCGCCAUAGCUUUGAACUGUGUCUGUGAGCAUCUGUACUUGAUCUCGAUUUUGUGCAUCCAUGAGCAAGAUGUGACCUAAGGUCAUGGCUUCUUUGCUUUAUGCCAUUUCAGUUAAGGUUUCACAGAACACUCUGCUUUCAGAUAGUGGGGAAAACCUGUAAAUGGGUUUUAAGCAGAAGACUAUGCUGGAUUUCAGAAAUUGUUACAGGGAGCUGUUGAUCUACCAGUGUAAAACAAAAGCAGGCUCUAACUUCAAAGGUAAUAUAUUUGGUACAAUUAAAGAAACACAGCUUAUAUUUUUAUUAAAGAAUUCUGCAGCUAGGGCAUACAAUUUCUAAAUCUUUCUCUAAGAAAAGCAUUUGCCGUUACUCCUAAUUCAAUAUUAUCCAGUUAUAAACUGAACCUUGAGACAAAACCUUAACAAAUAAAUAUUAAUAAUCUCCUUAGUGAAAGUCAUAUUCAUGCAUACAACCACUGAAUCAAGGGCUACGAUUCAAGCACUUUUAUUCAUUUCAUUGGCCUCUUAGUUUAUGAGCACGAUCUGAGGCCUAUAGAAAAAAUUUUUUCUGAGUUUCUCCUGCCCAGUAAAUAAAAUAGAAAACUAAUUGCUGGUUAACAUGUAAAGUUGGUGGUUAAAUCGUCUGUCAAGCAUGUUACUAAUCCCAAAUAUGAGACUAUCAGGUUGUGAGGAUAAUAAAAUGCCCUUGGUCCAAAUGUCUGUGCACUUGACAUUGCAGUAGUGGUAACAAAUAGCCCUUCUCCAGUGUCUUGCUGUUCUAUGGACAGUUCAUCUGCCUGAGCUCAGCACAGUUUUUAAAAUAGUUCUCUUGAUUGAUUUCAAACAGAAGAUAACUGUGAUCCGUGAUAUCACGUAAUGCUCUUCCUUUAUCGGAGAUCUCUAUUUUUCUAAGCCAAACAUGUUUCACACUGCAGAAUGUUCUUCCCAGAAUCAUUCUGAAAUUUCUGGCUGCCUUACUUGUUUACACAUAUUUUAGAACUAUUUAAAUUUCCACUUACAAUUUGCUCAUCACACACACACAAAAAUGCUUUAAUAUCAUGGCCAGUGUCCUGGGUCAAAUUUAUCUAAAGUGAGUACAGACCAUUCUCAGUUAUCCUUGGUAAUUAGAGGCAGGAAUGGUACUAGUAAUUGGAGUCACAGAAUGUUACCCCAGCCUAAUUUUAGCCAUCCAUUUCAGUCUUUUACUCCACCAAACCCUUUAGAGCUGUUAACAAGUGAUUACAUGGACACGAUUCCUUUUUGUUUCAUCUCCACUAUUUCCUGCUCUAAUAUCUAGUGGGAGGGGUUGGGUAAUGAAAGGGACCACCAAAAUAACAAUAAUCAUAAAAGGCGGCUAAUGGAAAGGAGAAACAAAAGCAUGGCUAACAUAUGCAAUAUUACCUCCAAUGAUUCAAGAAUUGCCUGUAAAUUAUUAUAGAUAAUAAAUUGCAUGUCGUACUCCAUUUGGUCCAACACAAUGACCUGUUUGUUAUCAUGACAUCUUUGGCUGCUGUGAAAGAACCCAGCUCUCUGUUUUUGAUAAAGGUAAUCUUAAAUGCUGAGGCAACGUUUUUCUCUCUAUAUAUUUACCAUUAAACUAGGAUGAUAGAUUGAAAAACAUGUUGUGUGUUUUAAAACUGACUACAUUACUCCCUUACUUUUAUUUACUGACAAUACCAAAUUAACAAGAGGCGGUGUUAAAUACUGGGAAUGGUGCUAUACAGCUGAUGCAUUUUGAUGCUUGCACUACUAGUUGUGCAUCACAAAUACGAACUUUUUAUCCAAUGACCCAGCUUUAGUUAAAUAUCCAAGUGAGACCUGCUUAUGUUCAGUCUGUCCAGUUGUUUGUUGAUUUACCAUAUUUUUAGAAGUGGUGAUCUCUACCAAAUCAAGUCCCUGCUUUACAAAGACAAAAGUAAAACCUACUUGCAAUAUUCAUGUUGCCAACAGAAAAAAAAGAGAAUGCUUAUAAAGAAUUACAGCAAAUACAUUAUUUCCUGUUUAAAUGUAUCCUGAUGAUAUAUAGGGUUGAUUGUAUAUUUGUUAUGUGCUUUAUAGGUUUCCCCUCACAUAUCCAAAUACUUUUUAUUUACAUAAAACUAAAUAAAUUUUGUCCUCUUUAAAGAUGGUCAGUGAGUUUUUGUACAAAAUCUUUAUUUUCUUAUCUUUAAGAGGAAAACUCCUAAAAUAUAAGUGAUAAUUAUCUGUUUGGUUCUUUCCCCUGGAAGAGUUUUUCUCUAGGUAUGGUUAUAAAACCACCGAGAGAGAAUCACUGAGCGUGAUUGUUAGAAGGGCCAAGUUCAGCUACAAAAUUUAAAAUGCACACACCCUAUAAUCCAGCAACUGCAUUUCUAAAAUUUUUUCCUACAUAUGAACAAAGACAAAUGAACAAGGAUUUUUUGAUUUAUUGUUUGUUAUAUAAAAGACUGGAAAUAAUUUAAAUGUCCAUCAAUGGGAACUGUUAGAGUAUGGUAUUUAUGCAACUGUUAAAAAAAAAAAAAAGACCGAUUCAUAUGUAAAAUUAGACAACAGUAUCCAAGAUAUAUUGCUAAGAGAAAAAAAGCAAGACAUGUUUAAUGUACCCCCAAU
Lagenorhynchus albirostris (white-beaked dolphin) is the source of this 4774-nucleotide messenger RNA. It is a transcript of the gene SLC16A14, whose product is annotated as solute carrier family 16 member 14. Gene Ontology annotation, biological process: monocarboxylic acid transport; transmembrane transport. Gene Ontology annotation, molecular function: monocarboxylic acid transmembrane transporter activity. The coding region runs from base 580 to 2214 and encodes 544 amino acids. The record is from RefSeq and is a predicted model, not a curated record. The transcript is spliced from 8 exons. NCBI's taxonomy places the organism in Eukaryota, Metazoa, Chordata, Mammalia, Artiodactyla, Delphinidae.